AAUCGGGUCACUUUACAUCCACACUAGUUCACUUGUUCUCAUAGUCUACCAGAAGACUAGAACGACACUAUAACUAUACGCGUUCUCUGAUUAUCUGUGAAGAAGUGAACCGUGGCAUGGAUACGACCGUUAACUUAGAGUUGCACGUAACAGAGUAGAACUAUGUAAAAGAGAAGAGUUGAGAGCGAACUCGAUCGUCGAUAGAUCGCUCGGCGAUCCUGCACGUUCAACCGAUCGCACGCGAUUGACGAUGACGAUUGACCGGUUGUCCAACGUACCAGGUGGGGUUUACGUUUUCCGUCACGUUAAUGGCCCGUAAUCACAGCCUUUGUGCAUCGUGCCACAGGAAACGGGGCGACCGCGACGGGGAGAACUUACCGAUGCAUUACGGAUUCGUAUUGCAGAGGGGCACUUUGGUUUGGUCAGAACCACGAGUUACAAACCGACGCCGACGUUUGCAUCGUUAAUAGUUUGAAUACAUCGGAACGAAUCUUGUUAUUUCACACUUUUUGCUUAAAUUACAAUCACACGUACAGAUUUGACAUGUAGAUUUUUGUUGAUCAAUAGGUGGGGGAGAUGGGGGGAGGGGGAGAGGUGAGCCGACAAGCAUCUUGUAUACGUCACUGAUCGACCGAUGUAUUUCAAACAAUUUGAAGAAAUCUAUAACCAAAGAGCAUGCAGUAUUACGAUUGAUUUUCUCCUCGAUAGAAAUACAUACAACAUUGUAUCAUUUAACGACUAUUCGACAUUAUUUUGCGUUUGACUGGUACUUGAAGCUUUCCAAAAACAAAGAAAAAGUGUCGUCUGUUAACAGGUGUCACGCGUUCCAAGUUGGCUGUGACCAAUACGGCUACCUGCCGAUUUCCUCGUUAACACUUGCAACCGUAAUUCACCGUAAUUAUACAGGUAAUAAUUCCACUCAACUAUUCUUGCUCACUUAUUCAAAUGCUUCCAAUGAAAGAAAUUGUUGUUCUAAAUAACACGUUUAUAUUUUGUUCACGCGUACUAAUACCUGUUAAUGACGUUAAAAAGAGAGGUGGUAACGUUGAAAAGAAAAUUACGUUUGCAAUUGUUUUAGAAAGUUUAAUAAACAAUUCUUUAUUAAGGAACAUAGAAAGACUGCAACUUUGAAACGCGUUGCUUGCGCGCCAAACAUACGAAGUUGUAAACUGUGCGCGUGAAAUGUCACUAUCAUCAUUUGAAUCGUAACAAUGUCAGACAUAAAAAGCAUUUUGGUCCUAUUAUGUCAACAUUUAAAUUUAUCUAUCAAUGUCGCGAUGAAACCUGAGUAUUUCAGACUAGCGAAGUUCAAUAAUACAGCCGAAAAUGUCACCGAGACGUUCUGGAAAACGUUGUAUGCUCUAAGUUAUCAUGCCGUAAAAGAAAAACAGAUCGAAGUCAAUUUUGAACAAUGUGGUACAGUGUGGGCUACGAAAUUGUAUUUUGCAUAUUUACAUUACCCAGCGAUAGAGUUUUAUGCUCUUGGCGAAGACAGUAAGAAUACCAGAGAGUUGUUAGUUGCAUUUUCAUGGCUUCUUGGAACGCAAGAUGUUUUGAGCAGUAUAAUUAAAAUAAAUCUCUCCAACAGCGUAUUUGGAAGCGAAUGUUCACAUUUAAAUAACUCUGAAGAAAUGAAAAUAGAAUACGAUGUACCAGACACAUGGCCUGCGCAAAUGAACAAUAUAUUAAACUUAAGCGGUAAAGUGAAUUAUAAUAUAAAAGAGAUAUCCGAACUACUUUCUGAAAGAACUAAAUUAAUAAGCAAAGUUCACGCCGCAAGCAUCGGCACUAGCGGUCUCCCACAUCUGAGCGUAUCGGAAUUAGCAUUGAUAAAACGUAUUGCGACCGUUAACAAAGAUGCGUUAUCUGAUGAAGAUACAAGAUAUUUGAAGGAAUUAUCCAGUAUCGGUACUUUAUUAGAUUUACAUAUGAAAUGGUCGAAAAAGGAAUAUAUAUUUUUUGACUGGAUGGUAACGGUAUUCGAGGAGCUUGAUAAAUCUAUAAAUUCUAAUAUAAAUGAUAUAAAUUGGAACGAAGUUAUAAAGUUUGUUUCUUUGUUACAUCAUAUCGUACGAGAGAAACUUGAAUUCUUAUCUAGCAUAAAGGAAUCAAGUUGUCAAAAUCACCGUUGUGGGUGUGUAUCGCGUUUACUGUGGUCUAAAAAGAUUGAAAUAGAAUUGGAUAAUUGGUUAACAGAGAUGUCUGCUGAAUUAAACAAAGAAAUAGAGGAUUUAUCUGAAAAAAAGAAAAGUCUUUCCUUUGAAUUAAAGAAAAUGAUGCAUUUAAUUCCUUCUUGUAUUCAACUAUAAUUUUUAUAACAAAAUAAAAAAUAUCACGGAUCAGGUUCAUCCUUAUUCUUA
Messenger RNA from Hylaeus anthracinus, 2360 nucleotides. RefSeq names its product tubulin epsilon and delta complex protein 1-like. The transcript is spliced from 5 exons. The record is from RefSeq and is a predicted model, not a curated record. NCBI's taxonomy places the organism in Eukaryota, Metazoa, Arthropoda, Insecta, Hymenoptera, Colletidae. The coding region runs from base 1212 to 2309 and encodes 365 amino acids.